GAGGAGGGGGCGGGUGAAGUGGAGCCGGAGUCUUAAUUAAUUCAAACUCAUUAAUUCAUUCUCUUUGCUGAAAGAAAGAUGCCUCUGGGAUUGCGAGUGAAAAAGAAAAACAAGAGCAAAGAGGCUUCCUCUAAGCUGGUGGAGAGUGACGAGAUAGACAACAGGGCGUCGGGCUCUGCUGGCAAAGUCACUUCCAGUGCCAACGGUGCGGCCGGCCUGCCGCCCCCUCCGGUCAGCCUGCGACCCAAGCUUGUGUUCCACACCCAGCUGGCACAUGGCAGCCCCACUGGCAGGAUAGAGGGAUUCACCAACGUAAAGGAGCUGUAUUCUAAGAUUGCAGAGGCAUUCCUAAUCACUCCUGAGGAGAUCCUGUUUUGCACUUUGAACACCCACAAAAUUGAUAUGGAUAAACUCCUGGGUGGACAGAUUGGGCUUGAAGAUUUCAUCUUUGCUCACGUGAAAGGAACAAAAAAGGAAGUGGAGAUUUUAAAAUCAGAAGAUGCCUUAGGACUUACCAUUACAGACAAUGGAGCAGGAAUUGCUUUCAUUAAGCGCAUAAAGGACGACAGCACGAUUGACAAAGUGAAAGUAAUAAAUGUUGGAGAUCAUAUAGAAGCCAUUAAUGGAAAAAAUAUUGUUGGAUCACGCCAUUAUGAAGUUGCCAAGAUGUUGAAAGAAUUAGAAAAGGGACAGACGUUUACUUUAAAGUUAAUAGAACCUUUGAAAGCUUUUGAAAUGAUCGAACCAAGAGCAAGAGGUGGGAAGACAGAAGGAAAGAUUUCAACAGGAAGAGAAACACUAAGGUUACGAUCAAAAGGACCAGCCACUGUAGAAGAAUUACCUUCUGCAUUUGAAGAAAAAGCAAUUAAAAAAGUUGAUGACCUUCUUGAGAGUUACAUGGGAAUAAGGGAUGUUGAACUGGCUGCUACAAUGGUGGAAGCUGGGAGAGAUAAAAAGAACCCUGAUGAGUUUGCUGUGGCACUUGAUGAAACUUUGGGGGAUUUUUCAUUUCCAGAUGAAUUUGUCUUUGAUGUCUGGGGAGCAAUAGGAGAUGCUAAACAAGGACGCGUUUAAUGCACAACACUGUGACACUUUUAAUCACUUGUGUAAUUACUUUAUCUUAAUUUUAUAAUGGUAUUACAUUUGGAUAGGCAAAAUUGGAUAAUAGGAAUUUAAUAAACCAGCCGCUAAGGAUAUAGGGCAGUGGCAAAUAUACAAAUAUACAAGUGUAACAGACAUUUUUUGGUAGGUAUAUUCCAGUUCUCCAUUGGACAGCAAUGACAUAAGAAAUCAAUAAGUGCUUUUAACCCAAAUAGAAAUGGACCCACAGUAACCAUAAGCAAUUCAACAGGACCAGCUAAGUCUAAUUUAUUAUGUAAAUGCAUACCAACUUAAAUUUUGUGUGUAGUGUUUUGUAUUUUGUCUUUAUUACACGCAAAUAAAACAAAUAUGAUCAAGAAAUGAUGUAAAGGCCACAGUGCGAACCUUUAACAUGGAGAAACCUACCAACUGAUGCAUAAAGAAACAAACCUAUGCAAAAUGUAAAGAAAGCCUCAACUGGAAGACCUUGCAAUCUAGAGAGAGUCUUCAAGGGAUACUUGUAAAAUGUAAUUUUGUAAUAUCUAGAAAUAAUUACCAUAAUCAUAGUAUCGGCAUUUAAAUAGCCUUUAUUACAUUAGAUGAGAAUUUUUUAUAAUAGUGACAUUCUGAGGCCCUACAUUCCUAUGCAGUUUGAUACAUUCCUAUUUGAAAUCAUAUUUAAGAUUUCUUCUUAAAAGUGUAUCUGAAAAUAAUAUAUUGUAAUUUGUUUAUUGUUAUUCUUUUAGGCUUAGGUAGUGAUUUCACAUUGUAACACCUUGAAUUCAGUGAAAUACAAAAAUAAUCACCACUUGCUACCUUGCUACUUUACAGAGAAUAACAAUGGAUAUAUACAGAAGGUACAGCUGUAAAUUUGAUUUUGGCUUUUGUAUCAAAAUUACAUUACAAGGCUAUGAGAGACCUUUUUAGUAUGUAUGUAAUUCAUCAGUGAUAGGAAAAGUAGUCCCUAAGUCUGUUUGUCUUAUUGAUUUACAUUCGUUGUUGCCUAGUUUGUAGGAAUUCUCUAAUCCCUAUGCUGAUGUGAAUGAGUAAAAUGUAUAAAACAAGUUGUCUUAUUAUUAAUGGUACUGUGAUUUUUUCCACUAUAUAUUUUCUCUUAAAUAACAAUGGUCCUCCUGUACAUUAAACAGAAAAUACAUGUUUACUUGUAUAAAUGUGAUUGUAUGCAGUAUCCUAAAUCCUUUCAAACCCUUCAGAUUCUUCCAAGAAAUUGCCUUUAAUGUGAUUUUUAAUUAACCAGUUUGUUUUGUAUAAAGGAUUGUUUGAAACAUUGUUAUAUAUUUUUGUUGGAAUAAUACAAAAUAAUAAAGUUAAGGCUUAUGGCGCA
Molecule: messenger RNA, 2425 nt
Organism: Xenopus tropicalis (tropical clawed frog)
Lineage: Eukaryota; Metazoa; Chordata; Amphibia; Anura; Pipidae
Gene: gipc2
Product: GIPC PDZ domain containing family member 2
Source: RefSeq, marked provisional